Molecule: messenger RNA, 801 nt
Organism: Rotaria sp. Silwood2
Lineage: Eukaryota; Metazoa; Rotifera; Eurotatoria; Philodinida; Philodinidae
Source: the annotation of a GenBank genome assembly
AUGCUAAAACAUCAACAAUCGACUCGUAAUAGUGCUCACACUUUGGCGUUAGAUUCAACAGGGACUCGCGACUUUGAUCAUGUAUGGUCAUCACGAAAAGAAAUUGCUACCCUGCGUAGUGUGUUUGGAUAUCAAUGGAUUAUCGGACAUGCUCCACUAUGGAUAUUCAUCUUUGUAGUGUGCGCGUUCUAUCUCGGUGCUGGACAUAAUCCGAACCAAUACACAGGCAAUAUAGACGUUGCUGUAGUCGAUUUCGAUGGCGAACAAGCAGGUGGCUUCUUUCUCGAUGCAUUUCGAGCUACACCACCUGGAAACCUGACUCUUCGCUGGCGAUACAAGUAUCCGAAUGACUAUGGCAACAGUGUGAAUGAGAUUCAACAAGCUGUCGAUGAUGGACAAGUGUGGGCUAUCGUAGUGCUUCGCCCAAACACCACGUCGACUAUUAAUAAGUCUUUACUCGCUCUGAUCAAUUCUACAACAUUGGUGACCUACCCAUUUGUUAACACACCUCCUGUGCUUGUUAUCUAUGAUGAAGGGCGAAACGCAUUUACUCAAAACAUUUUUGUAUUACCACCUAUUCGUGCAGCCAUUGCGACAGCCAAUAAUCAGUAUGGUCAAACACUUCGUACAACGAUCAUUUCCAAUUUAUCCUUCACAUCUCGUUCAAGUACUAAUCGAACAUUGCAACUACAGAAUACGCUACGUCUUCAACAUCUCCUUGCCAAUCCAUUUGUUGCAGAAUAUAAUAAUCUUCACCGUGCUCUUCCUUACGUAGGUCUGUUUGAAUCUAAUAUUAUUUAA